Linepithema humile (Argentine ant) is the source of this 1966-nucleotide messenger RNA. RefSeq names its product homeobox protein unc-42. Gene Ontology annotation, molecular function: DNA-binding transcription factor activity, RNA polymerase II-specific; RNA polymerase II transcription regulatory region sequence-specific DNA binding. NCBI's taxonomy places the organism in Eukaryota, Metazoa, Arthropoda, Insecta, Hymenoptera, Formicidae. Gene Ontology annotation, biological process: regulation of transcription by RNA polymerase II. The record is from RefSeq and is a predicted model, not a curated record.
UAGUCGAGAGCUCACCCAGGUGCUUCCAGUACGAGCUACCUCGACCAGGUCACCCCGGCAUCACCCUGGCUAACGACCUAUCCGGAGGUACCGGGGGUCCCGGUGCGGGCGGCGUCGGUUCCGUCGGUGGUACCACCGUCGGCGGCGGCGGCGGUGGCGGUGGCGGCGGCGGUUCGUCCCUGCCGACGACCGCCCUUAGCCUCGACCAUCAGCAAUUCAACAUCUUCCCGGCGAUUUUCAGCCGGCAGCUCAACUUCUCCGCGGCGGCUGCUGCCAAUUGUGGUCAGAACAAACUGAUGGAUGAGCUCAGGCCGAAUCUGGGUCUGCUCGGCGUCGGCCUGGUCGAGAACGACAGUUUCCACUUGAAUCACAAUCAGGAGAAGAGAAAGUGCAGCAGCGCCAGUUCGAAUGAGCAGGACUUCGGCCUGUACGGGGUGCACCAGGGCCUCGAGGCGAGCCCGCCGACGCCCGCCGCAACGCCCGGUAGAAGCAGCGUCGGAGCUACCACCACUGUCGGAGCAGAAGGCGCUUUUAAAAAGUUAAAACCUGACCCCUGCGCCUCCAGUCCUCAUAUUGGUCACACACCUACCACAGCUAGUUGUCCAACACCCGCCCGACGGCGACAUAGGACCACCUUUACGCAGGAGCAGCUGGCAGAAUUGGAAUCGGCGUUUGCAAAAUCUCAUUAUCCGGACAUAUACUGCAGGGAGGAAUUGGCGAGGACCACCAAAUUGAACGAGGCCAGAAUUCAGGUUUGGUUUCAGAAUAGAAGAGCGAAGUACCGGAAGCAGGAGAAACAAUUGCAGAAGGCUUUGACACCAAUUCCCGCCUGUCAAGGUGCCAUGAUGAGGAAUAUCUAUCCUGGUGCUAGCAGAGGUUAUCAACCCUACCCCCAUCCUCACAACAGCAUAAAUGGCAUAAAUCGUUAUCCCCAGAUGGGCACGACGUCUUACCCGAGCAUGACCCAACCGUUCUCCAUGUCGCAUUCAGCGUCGAACAUGUCGGCCGUCACCGGUAUGCGACAAGAUGCAAUGGGAAUGUCAGCAGAGGACGAGUGGUACAACAAGAGCAUCUCAGCCCUGAGAAUGAAUACAGCCCACCACCCGAAUCUGGCCGCACCGAUGUUACAAUAUCAAACAUAAUUGUAAACGGAGGCGAGAGGGCGACUUGAGGAUCUCGUCAAAAACUCGAUGGCAUACUUUUGAUUCAGUCAGCCGACAUCGACGGAGAAAGAAAAGCGAUAAAGUGACGAGAUUGAUGAAGCCCUAUCGAUAUUUCGCCCCGCUUCGCAAAAAAAAGGAAAAAAGGCAAAAAAAAGAAAACAAAACCAUGGAUCGAUUUGCAUUAUCGCUAAUCAGCUUGUGCGGCCGCAUCAACAUCCCGAUUUUGUGACAGAUCCUCGCAUCUCGCUUGCAACAGACAAGCUGAAUUUGCAACAAAAUGCUAAUGUAUGCGUGUAAAAGCUUUUAUCAAUUAGUUUCGUGCAAUUCAAAUAUUAUUAAACGCAACGUUGAAGAUUAAGUGCGACGACAAAAGAGUAAGGGUGCGUUUAUUUCGAGCAUUCGGGAUGUAAACUGCACGGCCUGAUAGUUGAUCGUGUGCGAGAGAAAUACUGUUGCGAAAUUUCAAUUGGCACACUUAGAUUCUCGUCUAUAAUUUCUUGUGUGAUUUCCGCGACAUAGGAUAUAUCACGAUUGAUACACAGAUUGUUCCUGGUGGUCGCGUAUUUCUUCUCGAUUUAAAGACGUUCUCGCAAAUUUGGCAUAGAUCUUGUCAAAUAUCAUGGACGAUCGGAUCUCAUCAAUAAAAAUGUGUUUCAGUUUUAUUUUUACGUUUCUUAAAUUUAAACUGAAUAUUAAUUCAAAGAAACUUAUUCAUCUUUGAUUGUUAAUCAAGAGUUGGCAAUUUAAUAUUUUAAAGAAAACUUGAAGAAUAUAAUUUUGCGGAAAUAAUGAUAGAAAAAAGA